CGUGUCUGUAAAUUGUUAAACUUAUUCUAUUUAAGCUGUUGCAGUCUGAUGAAUAGACCUUGAAGCGAAACCACAUGGAAAUGGACCAACUUGUGAACCAAUAUUUUGAAAUGAUCCCACUUCGACACUUGAGUUGGGGGGAUGCCUUUAAUUCAGCUGCUCCUUCACUAGAAGAACAACGGAACAUUCUCAAAAAGACGUUGAUGUCACCCGUGUGCAAAGAUUUCCCUCCGACACUCAAAUACAGAAGACUCUUCGCCAAGCACAUUUUGAAACAGUGUGAGGAGUAUGGUGAAGAGAUAGCAGAAGAACUGUAUGAGGUAUACUCCACAUUGGUGGCACAGAAUGAGACAGAGGAUCAGAAGACAUUCUUCAAGACAUACAAACUGCCAACAGGUAAUCUUGUCACUUUGAAAGAAUCACUUCACCUUGUAAGCAAUGGAACCACUGGUUUGAUAUCAUGGCCUGCUGGUCAGUACAUGGUUGAAUGGGUGGCAGAGAACACUCAUAUCUUUCAGGACAGGAGAAUACUGGAGCUUGGUAGUGGUUUAGGGUUAACCGGUCUAGCGGUGUGUGACCUCUGCCAACCUUCAACCUACACUUUCUCUGAUUGCCAUGAUGAUGUCUUGGACAUUCUUCAAGAAAAUAUUUUAUUAAACAUCCAUCGAAACAACUCACAGCAGGUCCCCCAGAGCAAUGCAGCGAGGUCUAGGUGUGAUUCAGAAAGUUGCAACAACCAAGAUGAGAGUCAAAGAACUUCCAAGACAUCUCUACUUAGAACACUCGAACAGUAUAGCAAGUAUGACGUUGGUGUAUGGUUCCAUAGAAGAAGGCAAGGUGUGCAAACCUGUGUUGAAGAGGAAGAUGGAUCGGAACAACACAGACUUGUGGAACAGGAUGCAAAUCAACUUCCUGCUUCAAAAACUGAGGUGUCUUUGUGUUGUUUUAAUUGGGAAGAGGUUACAAACGACUGGCUUGAAAGUCUAAAUGCGGAUGUUAUCCUAGCUGCUGAUGUGACCUACGAUUCAAGGGUACAACCCGCCUUGAUACGUGUUCUCAGUGCUUUGCUGUGUGGACCUAAGAAUCAACAUAGAACUGCUUACAUAGCUUCAACCAUCCGCUGCAAAGAUACCUAUCAACUGUUCAAAGAGAGAAUUGAUGAUGCUAACUUGGUUGCUAUGGUGAUGACCUCACCUCAACAUCAUUUUUUCCAUUACGACAAGGCCUGCUCGAUACAGAUAUUGAGACUGACGCCGAAAAGAUGACCUUUGCAGUACAUUUUUGACGGCUGAUGAAUGACUUGAUUC
Lytechinus variegatus (green sea urchin) is the source of this 1307-nucleotide messenger RNA. RefSeq names its product protein-lysine N-methyltransferase EEF2KMT-like. The transcript is spliced from 8 exons. The record is from RefSeq and is a predicted model, not a curated record. The coding region runs from base 75 to 1265 and encodes 396 amino acids. NCBI's taxonomy places the organism in Eukaryota, Metazoa, Echinodermata, Echinoidea, Temnopleuroida, Toxopneustidae.